Pseudomyrmex gracilis is the source of this 2844-nucleotide messenger RNA. It is a transcript of the gene REG, whose product is annotated as proteasome activator complex subunit 3. The record is from RefSeq and is a predicted model, not a curated record. The coding region runs from base 913 to 1701 and encodes 262 amino acids. The transcript is spliced from 5 exons. Gene Ontology annotation, biological process: regulation of proteasomal protein catabolic process; regulation of G1/S transition of mitotic cell cycle; positive regulation of endopeptidase activity. Gene Ontology annotation, molecular function: endopeptidase activator activity. NCBI's taxonomy places the organism in Eukaryota, Metazoa, Arthropoda, Insecta, Hymenoptera, Formicidae. Gene Ontology annotation, cellular component: nucleoplasm; cytoplasm; proteasome activator complex.
GACACGUGGGGGAUCGGUCCGAGACGUUCCGAUCGAAGGUGGCACGAACGACGUCGUUUAGGUUAACCACCGGUAUUUACGCGAGCACAGUGGUGUGCGCGUUCAUCCGUUGCGAGGAUCCCGCGCGACCUAGAGUUUACCGCCACCUUUGCUUCCCCGUCGCUUCCCUCCUGUUUCUCCCGUCCACGUACUUGAAAUUGUCGCGAGUAUCGAAUGCAAGUAAAAAAAAAAAACACCAUACGGUUUUGAAGUUUUUUCGUUACACACGUAGCCUCAUAUUUUCCUCUUUUGCUUCUUCUCCUAAAAAGAAAGAUCUAGAAUUUCGAUGGCAUUUGUACUCUCGUGAGGAGGGGUAACAUUUGAUAACGACAAGAAACACAGUUGAUAAGGAAUUUUUGAUAAGCUUUGUAUCCCCGUCAAAUUUCUAGAAACUGCUUGAGAAACAUGAUAGUAAUGCUGAUGCAGGAUUCUUCUCUCAUACGGAACACAUCGGACUGAUAUUAGUUUACAACAGAAAGGAAUGUUACCGCUUGUUUACUGAUUUUUUUUUAAAAUAAAUAAUUACAACUGACAAUUAUUUUAUACUUAGUAUGGUACAUGCGACAGUUGCUUCUCAAACUGCAAGCUUGACUAUCAACACUUCAAGAAUUAUUGCUCCUCGAAUAAUACAUACACAUAGCAUAGACAAAUAAUUUAAAACAUUAUUACGUGUGCAUACAGUCUGAAAUACAAAACAUACUCCUUUAAAACACACAAACAAUUGAAUUAAUCUGUCAUCAGUCUCCUGUGAUUGUAUUCUGUUGUGUGAGAUUAAGAUUUUUGUAAAAACCAAAUUCUUGUCUUCAAAUUCUCACAAUUGUUAAAAAUCAUCUUCUGUAUGUGUUCCCUUAUUGCUUUUCAUCUUUUGUGUAAAUGUUUUCCACACUCUCCGGUAAUCUAAGCCAUGGCUCGAGUAAUUUAUUCCCAGAUGGUCUUACAGAAAAUAAGGUUCAAGAAUACAAGGAUUCUCUUAAAACCAAGGCAGAGGAACUGUUGGUGGAAGGAUUUCCCGAGAAAAUAGUCAAAUUAAACGAAUUGCUAGAAACGCCGGGAUUCUGUAAUCGCAAAUUGUCAGAUGUACAUCAAGAGUUGAAUGUACCCAUUCCAGACCCCAUAAUUAUUAAUCAUUCCGAAGAUGGUCCUGCCACAAAAAAGCUCAAAGUGGACAAUAAUAGCGAGGAGACCAGCGGAACCAAAGUUAUGGUACUUCCAAACGGUCCGGUACCUUGCAACAAAAAAUUAUGUGACUUGAUUCACAUAGUCAAACCCUACAUUAGAGAACUCCUAGAAGAUUCCAACUUGCUAAAAAUGUGGAUCUCUUUUCUGAUCCCAAAAAUUGAGGAUGGAAACAACUUUGGAGUAUCUAUUCAAGAGGAUACAUUAUCCGAAAUCCAAUCAGUUGAAAGCGAAGCUGCUGCAUUUUUCGAUCAAAUUUCUAGGUACUUCAUUUCGAGAGGGAAGAUAGUUAGCAAAGUCGCUAAAUAUCCACAUAUUCUCGAUUAUAGAAGGGCUAUCCAAGAACUUGAUGAGAAAGAAUACGUAAGCUUGUGGCUUGUUAUGUGCGAGGUCCGCAAUCGCUAUUGUUCGCUUCACGAUCUUGUAAUCAAGAACCUGGAAAAGAUCAAACGGCCACGUUCCUCUAACGCGCAGUCGCUAUAUUAGGCGGUAAUCAGUCAUGAAACAAAAAAAAAACACUGUGCAGAACGCUAUGUGUGUGCGAAAUGAUUACAUCACAACAACAACAACAACAAAAUCGAAAAUAUAAUUGAAAUAAAACUCACACAGACACAUCAAUAUCGACAUAACUUAAUUGCCUUGACAUUAGUUCAUUAUGCGUUUUACCGAUUUAUGGCACUAGAAAUAAAAAAAAAAAAAAAAAAAAAAAAAAAAAGCGGUGACUACACUUAAACUUUACUGAAAAUUGUAUUGAAUUAGCUCUUCUUAAACUCGGAAAUUCUUUUGGGAUCGAAGCAAAAUCGAAAAUUGAGAGGUGAAUCCGAGCGCUUCUUUCUUCUUUUGCGCCUAGACCAAUUGUCCCGAUUGUUCAAGAAGGAAAAAGCAAAAUAAAUGUCGUAAACACGUCUAUUCACGACAUAACUUUUUUAUAUCGAUGGGAAAUGGCGACAAACGUGUAGAAAGCGAGUGGAAAUUUUUCUGAUUUAAGAAGGAGCUACUAUGUAUGUAGACUACUUAAUAACUUAUUUGUACAUUUAAGAUUAUAUAAUCGUCAUCUUUUAUUAUUAUAAAUAUGGAAGAAAAUCUAUAUCUUCUCAAUCACCAGCUCACCAGCUCUAGUCUUCUGUAAGUUCUAAUAGUGUAUGCAUUACGAAUUGUUGCGCAGACAAAAGUAUUGAUGCGCAACGAUACGACAACGAUAUACGAAAUUAUUACGAGUUACAGAAAGGGACUGGGAAUUAAUAUUGCUGAUAUUUAGUUUUUCCGAUCAAAAUCUCAGGAUUUGCUUUUGUGAGAUCAAAUUGCACUUUUAAUAUUCUUCCAAAUUUAUUGUCUCCCAAAACGCUUCGUCGAAGAUUUUAACCAAACCAACUUUGAUAUGUUUGCAAAAAUUGCAAUUAAAUUUCGUUGUUAUAUUGUACAUUAUUUUAAGCAAGAUCACAUGUAGAGUCUUAUCACAUCUUGAAAUGUGACAAGAGAAAAGUAAGAAGAGUAAAUUGGCGAUCGAAUUGAAUUUAGUGUAGUUUCAGCAAAAACAAAACACUUGUUUGUAAUAUAAAGUACAAUAUAUACAUAACGAGAUUGGAAUAUAUAAGUGGAGCUAUUAAAUAAUAAUUGGUGUAGUGGUAA